UUGACAUACAAAAAUUAGGGUGUGUUUGUAAAUUUGUACAUUCAAUUUUCUUUUAGUGGGCACAUAGUUUAGUAAUAAUUGGUAUACCACCAAUUAAUUUGUGUUUUAUCAAUUUUGAAAUUAACAUAAUUGGCACAAAACGGUACAUUUGGAUAUUAGUCAAAUAAAAAAGUUGUUUACAACAAUCUCUACAAUACUUUAAAAUUUUGGGUAAUAUUAACAAGGUUUCACAGCAGGAAAUAUGGCUGAGCUAGCAGCACUAUUACAGACUGAAAUUCCUGAGGGACGAAAUCAUCUCACCGAUAGCCACACUAAUCUUGAAAGGGUGGCAGAUUACUGUGAGGCCAAUUAUUUUCAAUCCGAAAAUAAACGUCUCGCUUUGGAAAGUACAAAAAACUACACCACCCAAUCAUUGGCUAGUGUUGCAUACCAGAUUAAUACUUUAGCAUACAAUUUCCUACAACUGUUGGAACUGCAGACCAUGCAAUUGGCUGAGAUGGAAGGCCAGAUGAAUCACAUAGCCCAAACGGUUGCCAUACACAAAGAAAAAGUAGCACGUCGUGAGAUUGGAGUUCUUACAGCAAAUAAAGUCACCAAUAGGCAGUAUAAGAUCAUUGCACCAGCAAACCCUGAGAAGCCAAUAAAAUAUGUGAGAAAAAGCAUUGAUUACACAGCUUUGGAUGACAUUGGGCAUGGUGCUCACUGGAGUAGUGGGGCAACUGGAACACCGCGUGGGCGUCGCUCGAGCUCUGCUCCCGGGGUGGCUCCUCUACCGGCUCCAACAACCAAGCCUCCAACACCACCUGCGGCUGUCAGGUCCUCAUCAGCUGCCAACACUGGAACGCUUGGACGUGGAACAUUAGGAAAAUCUUCACGAGAAUACCGCACUCCUCCUGCAGUAGCACCUCCUCAAGUUCCGUCACAUUAUGCACCAAACUAUCCACGUCGCCCGCCUGGCUACUCCACUUUGCCAGUUGCACAACCCCAAGUGGGUAUGGUUCACCCGAACCAACAUCAGGCACCAACAAACUAUUCUCAACAGGAACUGCAUUCCAGUAUGCCACCUCCACCAUCACCUUUGAUCGGUUCUGACGGUGAACACAGCCAGCAUUCUAUGAGUCUUCCGGGACAGCGUGGCUCAUCGUCGUCUGCUGGAGGCGGGUCGGUCCGCGGCGGCAGUGUGUCCCCGCCAUUGCCGCCUCCGCCCAUGGAAGAUGAACUCGCCCACGAUGCCUUUGGCAGACCGCACCAUGCCAACUUUUCGUUGCAGAACAAAAUGGGAUCACAGUACACGUCGGCCGUACCCGCUAUUGUACCCGACGAAGAAGAUCUGCCAGGUUGGGUACCAAAGAAUUACAUCGAAAAAGUUGUGGCGAUCUACGAUUAUUAUGCUGACAAGGAAGACGAACUGUCCUUCCAAGAAAGUGCAGUUAUCUAUGUCCUAAAGAAGAAUGACGACGGCUGGUGGGAGGGGGUCAUGGACGGAGUCACUGGGUUGUUCCCCGGGAACUAUGUGGAACCUUGUGUUUAGGCAAAAAGUAAAUGUUCAUAAACUAACUCAAAAACCAAUCAAGCAAAUUUAAUAAAAUUUAAACAAAAAAAAUAAAA
Messenger RNA from Bombyx mandarina (wild silkworm), 1608 nucleotides. RefSeq names its product tyrosine kinase Abl (gene Abi). The record is from RefSeq and is a predicted model, not a curated record. Gene Ontology annotation, molecular function: SH3 domain binding; signaling adaptor activity. Gene Ontology annotation, biological process: neuron migration. Lineage: Eukaryota; Metazoa; Arthropoda; Insecta; Lepidoptera; Bombycidae. Gene Ontology annotation, cellular component: actin-based cell projection; lamellipodium; SCAR complex.